AUGAUGAAGGGAUUCUCUAUUGCUAAUUUCAGCUUUAUCAUAUUUGUGUUAGUAUUAAUGUUAGCCACGUUAUUGUCAUUAGACAAAAAUGGCUCCUGUCUUUGCAUGAAAUUAUUAUCAGAUGGUCGUAAUAAUAGUAAUAAUAAAUAUUACUAUUUCAAUAUUCGUAGAAAGUUGAUUAGUAAUGCUGAUUGUGAUGAUGAUGAUAAUAAUCCAGAUAAUGGUUAUGAUCAUGAUCAAGGAGAUGAAAAUAAUAAUAAUAACAAUAAUGUAGAAGAUGGAGAUGGCGGCAGCAGUAGCGGUAGCGGUAGUGGUGGUGGAGGUGGCGGAGGAGGAGGAGGAGGAGGAGGUGGUAAUGGAGGUGGAUAUGGCGAAGGUUUCGGGUAUGGUGGCGGUGGUAAUAACGGAGGAGGAGGAAGAGGCGGUAGCAAAAGUGCUAAAGGUGGCGGCGGUGGAGGUGGCGGCGGCGGCGGCCGGUAG
This is a messenger RNA of Cannabis sativa, 480 nucleotides long. RefSeq names its product putative glycine-rich cell wall structural protein 1. The coding region runs from base 1 to 480 and encodes 159 amino acids. NCBI's taxonomy places the organism in Eukaryota, Viridiplantae, Streptophyta, Magnoliopsida, Rosales, Cannabaceae. The transcript has a single exon. The record is from RefSeq and is a predicted model, not a curated record.